GGCUCCACUGAAGCCCGUCUGCUGGCAGAGGCACGUCGUCAGGCUGUACAUCUGCUGCACGCUCCUCUUCCUCCUCUUCCUCCACCUGCUCAGCGUGGCGGCGGAGCGACACUGUCAGGUUGACCGUAUGGACGGCUGCACGAUGACGACUAUGGAGCUGAAGCCGUGCAUCGAGUACCACGACCUGGAGGCCGCCGAGGCGCUCGUCAGCAUGAGCUUCUGGGGUCAACGGUCGCACAAGCCCCGCCCACUGACCCCCACCUCCGACUCCUGCGACUCCAUCCAUCUCCACCCGGAGGGGGGGGACGCUCCCAAAGACCUGAUCGCUCUGUCCUCACUGUGUAUGACUCCACCUCACAGUCCGAGCUUUGCCGAUGCCUCCACCACCAGCUCCGCCCCGAGCCCCUGCGGGCCAGUCUUACCCCGCCCUGUCCUCAGCGCCGCCUCAGAGACCUCAGCACUUCCACCUCAGACGCAGUCGUCCUGUGCGGCUCCGCCCGGCAGAGCGAUGCUCACCAGUGUCAUCCGCCACACCGCCGACAGCCUCAGCAUUCCUCCAUCCGCCGCCACUUGGCCGACAGAAGCCUCCACGCCGCCUCAGCCGGGAGCGGCACGGACUCUUCCAGAGGAGAAGGGCGGCGCCGACAGCCCGUGCUCUCUUCCUCCUCUCCUGCACUCCUCCCCGCUGUCUUCCUCCGCGCCGGUCCUCUGCCAGGUGUUCCCUGUGAGCAGCCGGACGGGGAUGAUCUCCGCCUUCGUGCAGGCUCCGCUUCAGGUGCAGACUCCCGGGGGGCACAAGUCCAUCCUGCCGCAGUCUCCUUCCAGCUUUGCGCAGCCCCUGCUGGUGGGCUCCACCAUGCCGCAGGGGACCGUGAUGUUCGUCGUCCCCCAGGCGUCCGUCUCCCAGGCGCCGCAGGGCCCGCAAACUGUCAUGACCCUGGGCAACACAAAGCUCCUCCCCCUGGCCCCGGCCCCCGUUUACAUGCCGACGGGAGCGUGCGGCGGCGUCUCGCAGGCCGACUUCUCCCGCAGACGAAACUACGUCUGCAACUUCCCCGGCUGCAAGAAAACCUACUUCAAGAGCUCCCACCUGAAGGCUCACCUGCGCACACACACAGGCGAGAAGCCCUUCAGCUGUCACUGGGAAGGCUGCGACAAAAAGUUUGCCCGCUCCGACGAGCUCUCCCGCCACCGCCGGACGCACACCGGCGAGAAGAAGUUCGCCUGCAACGUGUGCGACCGGCGCUUCAUGCGCAGCGACCACUUGACCAAACACGCCCGGCGGCACAUGACCACCAAGAGGGCGUCAUCGUGGCCCGCCGAGACCCGAGACCUCAACAAGGUGGCGCUGACCAAGGGCCCAAACAGAGGCCCCGCACUUCCUAUCGGCAUGCUGGUGUCCACCGCCAACUAACAGGAGCCUCAACUCAGGACCCCGAACUGUGACUUUCAAUCAGCUCCACAUCAGGAGGAUCUUUUCUACAAAUCAAACUCUGCUGGUCAGACACUGAGCGCCGGCUGCGUGUACAUGAACGACAACAUUAAAACACAAUAAUCCUUAAAAAAAAAAAUGCAACAAAUCGUCCUGAAGGUGGCGCUCGAGCUUUGUCUAAAUCAAGAGGGUUUAUCUUCUGUACGGUGGCCUUUUUAGGACAGACUUCUUCCAGCUGUAUUUUGAGCUGAAUGCUAACGUUAGCAUGUUAGCAUGGUAAUGUCAUAUAAUGUCAACAUGCUGAUGUUUAGCACACGCGCUAACAUUUAGUAUGUAAAGCUUAGCGUGUUAGCAUGCUAUCCUGCCAACUUUAAUAUGCUGACAUUCGUGCAAUUAGCAUGCUAAUGUUAGCAUGUUGUUUGGAAGGGGAGCUCAUCUAUGCUCCCCAGCUCAAUAUCCUCAUAAUGACUCAUUUGGAAGACUUUUUAAAGGGUUUAUAUUUUAUAUUUUACAUUUUACUUCAUAUUUCAAAUCUGUUUUUAUACAUAUAAACUAGAGCUUCAACAAUUAGUCGAGCAACAGAAAAACUAAGUAAUUUCUGAGGCAAAAAUGUCUUUAAAUGCUGUUUUCAGCCUCUCAAAUAUGGAGAUUUCCAGCUUUUCUCUGUUUUAUAUCAUAUUAAAAGUGAAUAUCUUGAACUGACAAAACAAGACAUUUAAAAACUGGGGUGGACAUGUUUCACUGUUUUCUGACCUUUUAUAGAGCACACUAUUAAUCCAGAAAAUAAUGUGCAGAUUAAUCGGUAAUAAAAAGGAUAGCUAUAGUAUAUAAACACUGUUGAAAAGUGUUUUAACUUUAAUUUUCCACCACAGUUGCUGUGUUUGGAAACCAGAAUAAAGUGCCCGGGUGAUUCAAAAGACUAAAAUAUGAGUGUUUGUAUGACAUAAUUAACGAGAGUUAAAUAAUAAUUGAAUUAAAGUCGUGUAGGCGGAGCCGGAGCAGCCAGCAGAGGUCAGAGCGAGUUUUUCCCGCCCUGCUCAGGACAUUUUAUUCCCACAAACUCACGGGAGGAGGAGGAGGAGGAGGAGGACGAAGGCGACAGGCUGCUAUUCAUCCACGGACAGAAACCAACAAAAACCUGACAUUGCACUGGAUUUUUUAAAUCUUGCUUGUUUUUGUACUCUCUCCGUGUAUAAUCAUGUUUACUUCAUGUGUAAAUGUCACGUUUAGCAAAAAUGUAUGCACUCUUUAUUUUUUGCCAAAGCCUCUGUAUCGUGCUUUUAUUAUUAUUAUUAUUAUUAUUAUUAUUAUUAUUAUUAUUAUUAUUAUUAUUAGCCUACUUUUGUUAAUUUGUCUGACUGUAAAUGUUGUAAAUAUAUUGAUAUCUAUAUAAAUGUUACGUGUAUUCCAAUCUGCAUUUAUUGACAGUACGAGUUGAUAUUUUUUAAACGUCAGUGGACAGUAUUCCUCACUGUGAUGCUACCUACUAUCUUUGCUUUACACAAUUGUUAUUUAAUAAACAUUUGUUGAGGAAAAAGUGCAGUUUUUAUUUGAUAGCCUGAUUUGGCCCAUAGUGUAGCCAGUAAGAAAAUACCUCGUUAUUAAAUGUUAUUCUUAAUAAUAACGGCUUAUAUCGGAAUAAACACAUUUCUGAACAUUUGCCUGUAAGCGAUGUUGAAGAAUAUGGUUUUUAUAAUAAAAAUUUACCACGAAAAUACA
Messenger RNA from Cottoperca gobio, 3151 nucleotides. It is a transcript of the gene klf11a, whose product is annotated as Kruppel like factor 11a. The coding region runs from base 128 to 1414 and encodes 428 amino acids. The record is from RefSeq and is a predicted model, not a curated record. Gene Ontology annotation, biological process: regulation of transcription by RNA polymerase II. Gene Ontology annotation, molecular function: RNA polymerase II cis-regulatory region sequence-specific DNA binding; DNA-binding transcription factor activity, RNA polymerase II-specific. The transcript is spliced from 4 exons. Lineage: Eukaryota; Metazoa; Chordata; Actinopteri; Perciformes; Bovichtidae.